UUUGCCCUUGUGGUAUAUUUUUUCCUAAAAAUUAACCCCGCCAACCACGCAACGGCAUCACGGAGAAGGUUGGGGGGAAAAAAGGUUUCAAUACGUUAGCCGCUGGAACUAAAACACCGGAACUUUCUUCUGUAUCUGGCGGAGCUUUGUCCCAGAACAAGAGGAAGCCAUGGUGUGCAUUCCCUGUAUCGUCAUUCCGGUUCUUCUCUGGGUCUACAAGAAAUUCCUGGAGCCCUACAUCUAUCCCGUCAUCGCACCUUUCAUUAAGCGCGUGUGGCCCAAGAAAGCCGUGCAGGAAACGACGGCCACAAAACAAGGGCAAGGAGGCAGUGCUGGAAAUCCACGGGCACCUUCAGCCAGCGAAAGAGAUGAGGAGGAUGAGCCUGGAAUUUACAAGUUUGAAAGCAACGGGGUUGCAAAUGGAAUUGCUGCAAAGAGAUCCACAGGAAAUUCUGACAAGAAAACAGAUUAAAGGAAUUCAUUCGUAAGGAUUUCAUUCCCUGGUGUCCAAUAUGAACUGGUGAUUGAUAUUUCUCUCACUCUGAGACACUUCUUUGCACAUUUCAGCUGAAUAAAACCCUUUAUCAC
Cygnus olor (mute swan) is the source of this 588-nucleotide messenger RNA. It is a transcript of the gene CZH18orf32, whose product is annotated as chromosome Z C18orf32 homolog. Bases 170 to 472 code for a protein of 100 amino acids. The transcript is spliced from 3 exons. Gene Ontology annotation, biological process: positive regulation of canonical NF-kappaB signal transduction. The record is from RefSeq and is a predicted model, not a curated record. Lineage: Eukaryota; Metazoa; Chordata; Aves; Anseriformes; Anatidae.